CAAAGUAAGGAACAGCAGCAGGUCGAAUGCAGUUAAGAACGCUACGGUAGAAGUGGAAAUCGGCCCGAACAAUGAACCGAUAGGUAAGUAAGAGCGGGGACGCCGGAGACGAGGACGACGGCGACGACAACAUCGAAGACGAGAACGCGGACGGGAAGAGGAACGGAAACGAGCGAAACCAGCCGGUGGAAGGCAGUCGGCCGCUUGCUUUGCCGUCUAACGCUCAUCAUGCUUCUGCUAGCGUGCUCCGCUGCCUGUUUGGCUUUCCUCGCCAUAUACGCAGGCCCGAUAUUCCUCGUGGAAUUGCUUGUGGUUGUUCUCGUCGCGUAUUUAGUGUCCGGAGGACGAUUCCGAUGGUUCUACGUAGCCGCUAGAACAGCACCUAGGGACAUUGUAGCCGUCAUAGGAUACAUUAAGAUUCUUUGGACAAUUCGUGGACAUGAAAGGAAAAACAGAAGUGUUGCUGAUGUAUUUCGACAAAAUUUUAAUCGUCAUCCCAAUAAAGUUUGUUUGAUCUGUGAAGAUCAGGAAUGGACGUUCCAGCAGGUGGAGGACUACAGCAAUAAAAUUGCCACCAUAUUCAAAACGCAUGGAUUUCGUAAAGGCGAUGUGGUCGGCAUACUUUUGGAAAAUCGGGUGGAAUAUGUUUCCCUGUGGCUGGGGCUGAGUAAGCUGGGAAUAAUAGUACCACUCAUUAACACGAAUCUUCGUAAAACUUCCCUUCUGCACAGCAUCAAAGUGUCCAAGUGUCAAGCACUUAUCUAUGGUGUAGACUUCAACGAUGCCCUGUCAGAUAUUGCAGAGUCGUUGGAUCCAAAAUUUAUAUUAUAUAGAAUCGGUAAUUUAUCGAACUCCAAAACGUCAAAACUAAAUAGCUUAAAUGACAAAGAUUUGGUCGCUCUUGCGGCCGAUGUUUCCCCGGCUCCGCCGGUCCUACAAGAAAAAGGCUGUUAUCAUGAUCAAUUAUUGUAUAUUUUUACCAGUGGCACAACUGGUCUUCCUAAAGCUGCUGUUAUAACAAAUUCUAGGUAUAUGUUUAUGUCAGCUGGUAUUUUUAUGAUGGCGAAAUUCAGAAAUUCUGAUAGAAUUUAUACGCCUUUACCAUUGUAUCAUACUGCUGGAGGUAUAAUGGCAGUUGGUGCAGCUCUUCUUUAUGGAGCAUCAGUAGUAAUUAGAAAAAAGUUUUCAGCAAGCGCCUACUUUACUGAAUGUAUCAAGUAUGACUGUACAGUUGGUCAGUACAUUGGUGAAAUGUGUAGAUAUAUUUUAGCUGUACCUCCAAAGCCAGAGGAUAAGAAACAUAAAAUUAGGUUGAUGUUUGGAAAUGGUUUAAGACCACAAAUAUGGCCCGAAUUUGUGGAACGAUUUAAUAUUCCUCAAGUUGCUGAAUUUUAUGGAGCAACAGAAGGAAACGCUAAUAUUGUAAAUAUUGAUAACACUGUUGGAGCAAUUGGUUUCGUAUCACGAAUAAUUCCAUCAGUUUAUCCCAUUUCUAUUUUAAAAGUGAAUGAGGAUGGUGAACUAGUAAGAAAUGAAAAAGGUUUAUGUCAGGAGUGCAAACCAAAUGAGCCAGGUGUAUUUAUUGGAAAAAUUAUACCCAAUAAUCCAUCUAGAGCAUUCUUAGGAUACGUAGAUCAGAAAGCAUCUGAAAAGAAAGUAGUCUAUAAUGUCUUCAAGAAAGGAGAUUCAGCAUUUAUAUCUGGUGACAUUUUAAUUGCUGAUGAAUUGGGUUAUUUAUAUUUCAAAGACAGAACAGGUGAUACUUUUCGAUGGAAAGGAGAAAAUGUUUCAACAUCUGAAGUUGAAGCUAUUAUCAGUAAUCUUAUUAACUAUAAAGACUGUAUUGUAUAUGGAGUUGAGAUUCCCGGACUCGAAGGUAAAGCUGGAAUGGCGGCAAUAUACGAUGAAAAUUCUGAAUUAGAUAUGAACCGGUUAUCAGUUGAUUUGAAGGAACAUUUAGCCUUUUAUGCAGUACCUAAGUUCAUCAGAAUUUUAACAAAGAUUGAUCUUACAGGUACAUUUAAAUUAAAGAAGAAAGAUCUUAUAGAAGAUGGAUAUGAUCCUAAAAGAACACAAGACAAACUAUAUUAUUUAAGUGAAAAGUCUGGAUAUCAAUUACUAACUCCUGAAAUUUACGAACAAAUUCAACAAGGAAAACUUCGUUUUUAAGUUAUGCUUUGAAAAGAAAAAGAAUAAUUAUGGGAACAAUUUUUGCUGCAACUAUUUACAGCUUAUCAUCUAGGUGAAAAGAUGCUUUUCAUCUUCAUUAUAUAGAAUCAAAAAAUUGCUUUAUGUGACACUAUAAUUGAAUGUUUCAAUUGUAAUGAUUUUCACUCCGUUAUUUUUUAACUUUUGUAUGAAUUUAUAUUUCACAUAAAUUAUUACA
Molecule: messenger RNA, 2386 nt
Organism: Megachile rotundata (alfalfa leafcutting bee)
Lineage: Eukaryota; Metazoa; Arthropoda; Insecta; Hymenoptera; Megachilidae
Gene: Fatp1
Product: Fatty acid transport protein 1
Biological process (GO): long-chain fatty acid metabolic process; long-chain fatty acid import into cell
Cellular component (GO): plasma membrane; endoplasmic reticulum membrane
Molecular function (GO): long-chain fatty acid transmembrane transporter activity; long-chain fatty acid-CoA ligase activity
Source: RefSeq, a predicted model, not a curated record